CCUUUAACCUCUCUUCUCCUUCGUCGCCCAGCCUUCGCCUCAGAGACCCUGGCCAUAACACACCCGUCAAAGAAAUUCUGUGUGAUUCUUCUCCGACACGCUAUGCGUUAUUCAAUCUUUCUUCUGAAAGCCUUUCCGUUCCAUGAUUUUUCUAAUCCUGUUGUAGCGAAAUUCUCCUUGUAGACACACUACCAGAAACAUUGGGUUCAUCAAGAAGUGUGAUAAAAAAUAUGGUCUGCUUAAACAAUAAUACAUUAAUAAAAUACACUUUUUGCGCCAAGGAACGAUUCAAACAGGCACAGUUAUGGCGCGCUACUUAUAAUGUAUAAUUAUGCUUUGGAGGUAGUUUACCUUUGCUUGAUGGUAUGAAAAUAAGUUAGUAAAUUUCUUAUUGAUAGAAACGAAGCUACAUUGCAUUUCUAUUGUCAAAUUAGUUUUGUUCAUUGAUAAUUUAUUAUGACAUCUAAUUUAUAACACUAUGAGUGAUAGAAAAGUUUGUUGCGUGUUAUGACGUGGACCUGAGUUAGGUUAGGAGACGUGUAACGCACAUCUGUUCUGUAUAAAUAAACUUCUUAUUAUUUUAGCACAAAAUGUUUGAAAUUACUGAUGUUCAAAAAAUUGGGGUCGGUCUCGCAGGUUUUGGCGUAUUUUUUCUCUUCUUAGGAGUAUUAUUGUUAUUGGACAAAGCACUUUUGGCUCUCGGAAAUAUAUUAUUUAUAUGUGGGUUGGCAUGUGUAAUUGGUUUGGAAAGAACCUUCCGCUUCUUUUUCCAAACACACAAAUUGAGAGGUUCUGCUGGAUUCUUCGGAGGAAUAUUUCUUGUAUUAUUAGGAUGGCCUUUAAUAGGCAUGUUGCUUGAAACUUAUGGUUUUGUUUUGUUGUUCAGUGGCUUCUUUCCUGUGGCAAUAAAUUUUUUAAGACGAGUGCCAGUUCUUGGAACGUUGUUAAACCUGCCUGGUAUUCGAGGGAUUGUAGAUCGUUUAGCAGGAGAUUCGAGUCGAACAACAGUAUGAGAUGGGGAUAUACAGCACUGGUAGUGUUGUAUGUAUAAUAAUGGUGCUAGAGUAGCACUUGACAACUGUGAUGAUUGUAUGUUGGUGAACUCAUACCUUCAAUUGAACCAUGUGCAUAUAAAUUAUUUGUAUUUUAAAGUGCAAUGGGCCCUGAUAUUUGAAAUUUCACCAGGCUGUGUGUAACUUAUCUAUCAGGUCCUGCUAUUUACCACGGUCACAUAAGUGUAUAUAGGAAUGUUUUUUUAGUUAAAUAAUUGCCCAAGAAAGAAAUUUUGUGGCUUUUCAAGUUGUGUUUUGGGACAAAUGUUGUACAGUGUGCAUGUUAAAUGGUCAUGUUUCUUGACUAAGUAAUGCUAUAAAAAUUGAAAGUUAACAGAUGUUGGACAAUACCUGGAUAUCCACUAAUAGUUGCAUAUUAAAUGUUUCACCAAUUUCUGCUAAACUUAAGCUGAAAAUCAUUUUGUAGUUACCAUGUUAAUAGUUAACUGUCGUCAUAUACAAGAGAGAAAAGAUUUGGUCUAUUAAUCUGUGAAUAAGAUAAAAUAAGUAUUUAAAAGUAGUGCUGUUUACCAUAAAAUCAGUUCCUUUUUUCAAUUUUUAAUAGUUAAAGGGAUGAAUAGUGUGAAUUUCACUUAUUUGUUGACACAUUUUUAUAUUUUCAAAUUUAUCAUAAUCUGUUUUAUGCCUAUUGAAUGCCUGCUUGCCCAUCAUAAGCUUUUAUAUGUCUGAAUGUUUUGUACUUUGCUCCAGUAUAAAAAUUGGUCAGUUUUGAGACCAAUAUGACAUUCCUGUGGAUUUUUUUUGUAUGGUAUGUUAAGACAGUAAUUGAAUGUAUAAUAUUUUGAACAAUUUAUUAAAAAGGAAAGUCAAUUGAUAUCUGAAAAAAACUUUAAUUAAUUUUGUCAGAAAAAAUCUUGUUUAUUAUAAAUUUUUCUAUAAAUUGCGAGGUGUGGAAUUUUCAAUAAUUAUCACAAGCAAACACAUGGUUGCCUUAUGUUCUAAUUAAUUGGGAAUGCCUUUUUUACUCUUUUUCUCCAUGUCCAGAAGAUUAAGCCAGGAAGUCUAAUAUUCUGAUUUUUUUAAAUUGUUGAGUAGCUGAUUGAAAGAAAGAAAUUGUAUGAAAUAGCAAGAGAAUAGGGAAUAUACAUGGAGUGGAGUGCAAUGCAGUCUGGUGACAGGUGAUCAGUAUUGACCAUUCGAAAAAAAUUGUGUUCAAAAUUUUUGGAGGAAAACAGGAAGUCAGAUUCACCUGAUUUGGACAAAUGGCUAGAAUUUUAUGGAAACCAUGAAAUA
Gryllus bimaculatus (two-spotted cricket) is the source of this 2306-nucleotide messenger RNA. NCBI's taxonomy places the organism in Eukaryota, Metazoa, Arthropoda, Insecta, Orthoptera, Gryllidae. The record is from the annotation of a GenBank genome assembly.